CACUUCCGGGUCCGCCAUUUUGUCUCCCUCCCUCCCAAGCAGAGGGGGGGCCGUUAAAAGCAGCUAACCCCAGCGACCCUCCCCCCCCCCCUCGCCCGGGACGCCCACGCUGGCGCCGCCGGGGGCCGCCUCCGCCUCUCAAGGCGUUAAGCCCCAGUCCCGCAAAUGCUUCCACCCGUGAUUAACGUUAUGACUCAACCGAGCUGUUCGUGCGUGUCAAGUUAAGUGUAAAAGCGUUUGCGGGAUUGGGGCUUAGAAGACUGUUAAAGGAGCAUUGGAAAUAAAGGCUGUCCUACCAAGAAUCAAGCUUUCUGAAAAUAUUUGUUCCCAUGUAUAAAGAUGUCGUUAGUGGACCUCGGAAAGAGGUUGCUAGAAGCAGCUCGGAAAGGGCAAGAUGAUGAAGUUAGAACAUUAAUGGCAAAUGGUGCCCCUUUCACCACUGACUGGCUUGGGACAUCACCUCUUCACCUUGCGGCCCAGUAUGGCCAUUAUUCAACAGCGGAAGUGCUGCUUCGAGCAGGUGUUAGCAGAGAUGCUCGAACCAAAGUGGACAGGACACCACUGCAUAUGGCUGCAGCUGAUGGACAUACACAUAUUGUAGAAUUGCUAAUUAGGAAUGGUGCUGAUGUAAAUGCCAAGGACAUGUUGAAGAUGACUGCCUUGCACUGGGCAACAGAACACAACCAUCGCGAUGUUGUAGAGUUGCUUAUAAAGUAUGGAGCUGAUGUUCACGCUUUCAGCAAGUUUGAUAAAUCAGCCUUUGAUAUAGCCCUGGACAAGAACAAUGCAGAGACUCUGGUAAUGCUGCAGGAGGCAAUGCAGAAUCAGGUGAACAUGAAUCCAGAGAGAUCAAAUCCUGUCACAAAUACAGUGACUGUUGCCUCACCAUUUAUCCUUGCAUCAGGGGACGUUCUCAAUCUUGCUAGUUUUGUUUCUUCAGCAAACACCAAAACAACCUCAGGUGAUUCCCGUGUCUCUACAGUACAGUUUUCAAACUCAACAACCUCUGUGCUUGCCACGCUUGCAGCCCUCGCUGAAGCAUCUGCUCCCCUUUCCAAUUCAAACAGAUCUUCAACUAACACAGAGGAAAUAGUGGAAGCAAAUUCUGUAGAUUCUGCAAUACAGCAGGUGGUUGGUAGUGGAGGUCAACGAGUCAUUACGAUAGUAACAGAUGGCGUUCCACUGGGCAGUCUCCAAACAGCCAUUCCUACUAGUGGUAUCAGCCAGCCGUUUAUAGUGACCAUGCAAGAUGGACAGCAAGUUCUAACUGUACCUGCUGGUCAGGUUGCAGAAGAGACUGUUAUUGAAGAAGAAGAAGAUGAUGAUGAUGUAGAAGAGGAAGAACAUCCACCAGCAAAGAAGCAAAAAGUUGACCCAAAUGUAAAUGAUUUGGAGGAAAACAAGGACGAUAACGAAAGGGAAAUGUUACAGCAGCAGUUGCAAGAGGCAAACCGAAAGGCGCAAGAAUAUCGAAGCCAGCUAAUGAAGAAAGAACAAGAAGCAGAGCAAUACCGGCUAAAGCUUGAAGCCAUGGCAAGACAGCAGCCCAAUGGUGCUGAGCUUACAGUGGUUGAAGAGGUUGCUGAGGUGGAUGCAGUUGUGGUAUCAUCGGAGGAAAUGGAAGGGUCUGCAGCCACUGUGGUGGAAACAGAGCAGCCUACUGACAUUGCUGUGGAAACUGUAACGGCGUAACCUGUGGGUUACCAACUCCGUUUUAAAAGGAAAAAACAUUAUUUUAAAGGAGAUGCUGUUGACAAGCAACAUCGUGAGCUAAGGGGUCUAUUGAAAACCCUCCAUGCAACUGGAAUAUUGAAGAACUCAACUGCUUGUGUGGUCCCAUUCAGAGGGAUAAAAUCUCUCCUGCAGCUCAUAACAUUAAUUUGCUUUGAACACAAAGCCAAAGGUGCUUUUAUAGUUUGAUGUUGAGAGAGAGGUAUUUUUAAAAGUACCCUAAAAUUUAGCCAGCAAGUGACCAACAAGCCUAUUUUGUGACAUAAGUCUAUAAUGUGGGAGGGAAGGGGAUGGGGGUGGGGGAGAAGAGAAGUACCUCAUUGCCAAAGUAGCUGGUAAUAGCGCUCAGCUGCCCUGAAUUUACUGCACUGAAAACAAAUGUUAUGCAAUGACAUAUUUGCACCCUGGUGUGUAGUUCUUAUCCGAUUGGAAACCACAAUUUGGAGUCUCUCAAAAACAGUCUGUUUGGGGGUAUAAACUUUUCAUUAAAAAGCUGGCUUUUAUUGGAAAGCAAACGUCGUUGCUGAAAUGAAAACACUAUUGACAUCUUCCAAAGCCCUUUGAGAGAAGGUGGAAAAUGGAUUGGUCUCUGUAGAUAACGUUUGUUUCAAAAAUGAAUCCAAAAUACAGUACUCCUACAAGAACAAAGCACAGGCUAAGUUUGCAUGAGCUCUUUAGCAUUUAAGCAAUUUGAGAUAUCAGGGAAUAUUAAAACUGCCUUUUUUUGGUCUGUCUUUGAAAGAGCUAUCUACAUCUGAACCCUUGACUACCUAAAGGGAUACCAGGUAAAAAUUAGACCCUUCAGUUUUAUGAAACUUGGUCAAGUUUUCUUUUUUAGCAUUUUUGUGCUAUACAAUGGCACCAACUCUGUUUAUGUAUGCAAAAUAAAAUGUCUCUGAAGUUGUGUUCUAAGACAGUCUGGGAGGUUAAUAUGCUUCUGUUUGGAAGUGGGUAGGCAUCUCACAUCUUUACUAAUCAAAAUUGUCCAUUUUAAAUAUACUAAAAUGUUUGUUUGGUUUUUUUAAACAAGUGACUGAUCUUACUAUUAAAUGUUUAUGGGUGUUUUUUCUUUACUAUUUGCUUGCAGACCCAUAGAGUAAAGAAGUUACCUAUAUCUGUUGCCAGUUGCAGGCUUGGAGAUUGUAUUUUAAAGUGAGACGUGUAUCAAAUGCAGAACGGUCUGUCUUUUCUGGUUCAGGACUGAAGCAAAAUUAUUGGAAGUGCUAUGAUUAACUAUGGGAACUAUUGUUUACGGUAUGGUAGUCUUAAUAAAUGAUCAUGAGUAAAGCAAUUUAAAUUGAGGGAAAACUUCACAAGAAUGUAGCCUGACCAGUUUGCUGCAGAGUUUAGAAAGUAUUAAAUCACUUCUAUCUUGAAAAACUGACAUGCCACAGAAACUGAUACUGCUUUCUUGACAAGUUUUGAAAAAUUGGUCUUCCCUUUCCAUGGCAAGUAUUGUUAAAUUCAUGGCUUCAGUUUGCAUAAUGCAGUCUCUCCUGCUUAAGUUCUGCUGUUUGUGAGGAUUGGCAGUAUUCAUGGUGGUAAUUCAAUUUCAUGGUUGCAAAGGUCUGUCUUGUAUUGUUUUUUCCCUUAUUUCCAGCAGUGUGUGUCCAGAUAAUGUGGCUUUGUGUUGAUACAGAUACCUCUUUCAUUACAUUUUUUUUGUAGCAGACAUGCCCAAGUUAGGACAUUUGAGAUGAAUGGUGCAGACUUUUUUUAGUCUACAAAGAUACUAACUUCUGGAGUCCUGAACUGUAAUCCUGGGCAUGGUCAUAAGUGAAAAUGAAUUGGCCUCUGUGUAGCAGAGACUGGUUCACAUCGGAAAAGUAUGGCUCAAGUUCAUAGGAUAGUGAUUGCUCAAGAGUGCUUUCGACUUGAUCGCAGUGACAUUGCAGGUCAUGUCUUGGGACGAGCUGUGGAGGCCUAUUUGAAUCAGGUUUUGCUCUGUGUGGUACUGUUAGUCUCUCGCAUUAAUGAGCAUGAGAUUGGCAUAUAUUUAAAAAAAUGUAACUUCAGCCUGUCUUUGCAGCUUGAAUCCUAUAACUAGCUAUUCUAAAGCAGUAGCAUCCAAAUAUUUGAUCCAUUUCCUGUUCAAAAUGAAUUGCCUCUGCUCACUCGGGAAAUGUGAGGUGCUUCAAUCUUUCACAUAAAUUAUUUUUGACCAUGCAUUUUGGCCUAAAAGUUCUCCAUCUAUAUAUAUUAUACCAAAUUCUACCAUUACACCCAUGCACCCUCAUUGUCUCCGCUUGGAUUGAAUGGUUGAAAUAGAGCAGAAUUUGGUGUAUACGUCCACACUGCAGAGUAAAUGUGUAAGUUGUAUUUAUUCUGUACAUACGCUUACAGUGCAAAGCUUCUUUUAGAUAGUGCAGAUAGUACAUUGUGCCUUUAGAAAUGAAGGAAGAACUAUCCAUUGUAAUGAUGGAUUAAUAUAAAUCAAAUAGUUUUAAUUUGGUAGUCUUAUUAGAAAAAGAAUGACUACUUCUGAACAGAGAUGUUUCCUGAUUAGGAGAUAAGCAUUGUUUAGUUUUCAUUUGAAAGAAAGAAUUGUAGAAGCUAGGUCUCUUCCAACCCUGUUUGGUUACCAGUCCAUAUCCCUGUCAAUACAGGGCUACUGUAUUUUCUGAGGUUUUGCUCAGUCUCGUGUUAAAUGGCACAAAACUGGGGUAUCUACCAGUUAGGCUUUGGAAUAAUUUCCUUGUUGAUUUCACUGUUGGGAGUUUUUCUUCUUGUCUGGAUGGACUUCUUAGGAAUGGUUUAUUUUGUCGAGCUCCCCAUCUUCCCCCAAAGUGAUUGUUGGUUGCUGGAGUUAUAAAUCAGUAACUAAGGGAUCUUACAUAGUCACUCUGAUCAAAUCUUUGCCUCUGUGCAGUUUCAGUGGAAGCCAUUAGAGGGACUUUGACUCCUUGUUGGUAGAAGAUAGGAGAGUCAAACUCUUCUAUUUAAAUUUUUCCUCUAUUUAGUUCUUGUGGAUAGAAGGUAACAGUGAAGAGGCCCAGACUUUUAGAAACAAGCGUACGGCUUUGGACAGCAACUUCAGAAUGAGAAACAAAAAGAGCCAAAUUUCUUUGAUAAAGCCAGUCACGGCUAAAAUAUCAUUCUAUGAAUCUUGGUAGUGCCCAGAUUCCUCAACUGGGAUUGAGGACGUGUUGCAAUAGGUGCUGUACAAACGCACAGAAUGCAAUACCUACCCCUAACUUUUAAUCUAACAAAGGACAAGCCAAGCAAAGGCUGGUCAGCGAUAUAAACCCAGUUAAAAUAACCAUUAAAAAGAAUUUAAAUGAAACAAGGUCCUUUUUGGAAAGUUGCAUUUCACCAAAUUCUGAAGUGUCUCCUUGGAGAUGUGGUGGAUGUAACAAGAAUCAAAAAGCAAGAUUCAGCAAAACAUGCUGUCAGUCCUCUCACAGCUUGAUUGGGGAUAGGAAAGAAACUGGUUUAUAAGAUGGAGAGGGGGAAGGGGGGGAAAUGUGAGCCAAAGUUAUGAAUAGUUUGUUGGAAAGAGUUUAAUAACCUGUAGUCUUAUGGACACUUGCUAUUUGCAUAACAUACAGGUAAGAGAGUAAUCUGCCAUCCUGCAGAAAGACAUUAUAGCAGCAGUGUCAAUAUUGUAACACAGCACACUGAGUUCAGUGCCAUCUUGACUCACAUUUUCUAUAUCCAUUCUAAGGCCAUAACCUAUAAGGAGGGUGGUUGCACCAUUUAUGCAUAUACCCAAAGUAGGAAGUGUGUCCAAUAUUCCUCUUUCUUUUAACAUAGUGGCCCAGAGUCACCCCUGCUAUAAGCCCCCUAAAAUCAAUGGAGUUACCAAGAUGAAUUUGGCUGUGUUUUCCUCACUUAUUGUAGUGCAAUUAAAACUUUACAGUCCAUAAAUUUCAGAAACAUUUCCUGGGUUUUUUUCUCUGAAAUAUUGUGCAAUUUAAAGAUAUGCCCUGGCAGUCCAGUCCAAGCAGAAAUUGUGUAUGUGGUGUGGUUUUUCUUGUUUAAAACAGUUGGCUAAGUUUUAACAGUAUUUUAGCGGUUGUUUUCACUAACCGCUUUAGGAAAGACUUAAGAAACUACUUUCUUUGUAUUGUAAAAACUACCAUGGGACUUACUGGUUUUAUGUAUCAAAGUGCAUUUAUUUAUAAGCAGUGUAACUAUUUAUAAAAGACUUUAUAUCUUUUUCCAAAAGAUGUUUUGAGGAAGGCUUUAAUAAUGGAUUUUUUAAAUUAAUGAAAGUUUAAAGAAACAGGACUCCUAAUUAUUUUACAUUGUCACUAUAUAUGUCAAUACUAUAAAACAGAACCAGUGUUUCCUCUGAAUUGAAAAAUACAUUAAUUUCCUUUGGUUUGUUUUCUGUACAUGUUACAAUUGUCUGAGCUGAAAUUUUUUAUUGUACACUGUGAAAUUGAAUCACAGUGGUAAUCCAGAGAGAAUUUGGUUCAACAAAAUGUUUACAGAUUUAAAGGGACACUGUCAAGUUUAAAAUUAUAUUUGCCUGAAAAUUGUGCCUACUGUAGUUACUUGUAAGACCUAAGAUUACAGUACCUGAAAAGCUGGCAAAAAAAAAGUCUGCAUUUGACAGCACUUUGUGUAUAGUCAUUUUAACUGUUUCCCCUGUGUUUCAAUUUUGCUUAAAAGACCCUUCUACUGGGAAACAGAACGCCUCCUCUCUCUCUCACACAUGAACGCACUCUCGCUCUUUUUUUAUUUAAAAAAAAAUUUCUGAAUAUACUGUUUGAGGGGGCUGGGAUUUAAAAAUGAGUCAAUUUUUUUUAAAGAAAAAAAUCACAGUAUUCUUUUAAUGUUGUAUGGUGUAAAAAAUUCACCAUUUUGUGUUUAUAUUUUAGAAGUUUUCACACACCAUGUCUGAAUUAAGACUGCAGCACAUGAUAGAUGCCCAGCAUUCAAAAACACAAUUUCCAGCUUUUGUAUGCCCUUAUCCAUGGCAAUUAUAUGAUGAACGCUGGCUUUUGAACAGAGAGGCAGUGCUAUAUUCUGGUUAACGCAAGCCUAGGUGAGGCUACAUAGAUAUUUUAUGGGUUGUUCUUAAAUAAGGGACGGGGGAAAAUGUAGAGAUUUGUCUUAUGCCCAGAUCCUGCCAGCCCUUGUGCAUAUGAGUGAUGUUAUGCAGGUGAAUAGUCCCACUGAAAUUAUGCCUGGGUGUUUGCAGGAUCAAGGCCUGCAUUAGCUCAUCUCCUCCAAACCUCACAGAUUUUUAAUAGAGCGAUAAAGGAUUACAAAAAGUUUAAAAGCCUAAAAUAAGCCCUUCAUCUUAGCCUGUGUGCAGAAAGGGAGCUAUCUGUACAUAGCACUUAAUUAAAAAAAGAACAUAAUCCUCCCACACAACCUGCCUGAAUUUCCAACUGAAGAGACCAAUGUACAGGUUCUGUCUUAUUUUUGGAUUUGCAUUUCUGAGUGGGAGAGGCAGGAGAAAUUUGACUGGUUUCAAAUGAACAUGAUUCAAAACUGCUAUUUUUAACUUAAUUGGUUUCUCCUUUUUUAUAUUAAGAUAUUUUUAGGUGAUUAAACGUUACCCUAAAGUAAAAGAAUCCCAGAAUGGAAACCCAACAUUUAGCAAUUCAAUGGGUCUGCACACACAGUCCUUGCUCAGGUAAAACUCUUCGAAAUCCAUGAGAUUUGCCUGAGUUCUGACAGUAGGGAUUAGGUUUUCACCUGCAAUCUAGUUUAAUUCACGUCCAUUUAACAUUCCUCAUAUGAGAUGAACAUGAUCUGGUUGUAAUUGGGAUAGAAGUUGAGUUGUGCCCCGUGUCUGUUUCUACAUCAGUGGUUCCAUUAUUCUAAACAGUGACUUAAACUUUGCAAAACUUCUCCAACGGAGAGGAAAAGAACAUUAAGCAGGUUGUGUAAACUUUAACCAAGCUCUUAGAUUCCUUUAGAUUUUAAAUAAUAAAUGCCCACCCAAAAAGCUCUUGUGUACUCAGAUGGGAAAUUUCCUAUCGGGGAGUAACUAAAGCCGUUCUGGUAUAACUUCCCUGUGUGGACACAUUUUUAUUGUAGAAUAGCGUCCUCACAGGGAGUUACACCAGACCAGUUAUUCCACUGCAGUUAUGCUGGGAAACUUCCCCAUGUAGACAAGGCCUUAGGUUACGUCUACACUGCAAUAAAAGACCUGCUGCAUGGCUGUGGCUGGCCCAGAUCAGCUCUCUUGGGCUCGGGCUGCACGGCUAAAAAUUGCUGAGUAUAUGGCAUAGCUCCAGCCUGAACCUAAACAUCUGUUGCAGUUUUUAGCCUUGCAGCAAAUCCUGUUAGCCUGAGUCAGGUGACCUGGGCUCUGAGACUUGGUGCUGUGGGGUUUUUACUGCAGUAUAGACGUACCCUCAGUCACUUAACAAAGACCUCUUGGAGUUUUCUUUUACUCUGCCACCUGCACAGCCUGACCAGUGUUCCCUGGCUUAUCUUGAGGCUUGCAGUUCUCUAGAGAGAAAUGCUCAGAUUCUGCAACCUUACCUGUAUCAGAUCAGAAUUUUUAACAUCCUAGGGGUUGUGUGUAUAUUUAUUAUCAGUAUGGCAGAAUGCUAUUUGCCACUUCAUUGCAAAAACUCCAUUACAAAUCCAAUUAGCACUGUGAUUAAGCAUUUAAGUGCCCAGAAUUGUAAAAUUCUUAAUAGCUUUAUGUACAGGAUGCCUUUAGAAAGCUUAAGUAUUCUUUUUAUAUUUAGAAUGUUUUCAAAUGUUAAAUUUAAACGUGUGUGUGUAUAUAUACAUUUUUGUACCAUGUUUCCUAAUAAAAUGCCAGUCAUGUA
Caretta caretta (loggerhead turtle) is the source of this 8474-nucleotide messenger RNA. It is a transcript of the gene GABPB2, whose product is annotated as GA binding protein transcription factor subunit beta 2. Gene Ontology annotation, cellular component: nucleus. The record is from RefSeq and is a predicted model, not a curated record. Gene Ontology annotation, molecular function: protein binding; transcription cis-regulatory region binding. NCBI's taxonomy places the organism in Eukaryota, Metazoa, Chordata, Testudines, Cheloniidae. Gene Ontology annotation, biological process: positive regulation of transcription by RNA polymerase II.